Molecule: messenger RNA, 3444 nt
Organism: Anopheles funestus (African malaria mosquito)
Lineage: Eukaryota; Metazoa; Arthropoda; Insecta; Diptera; Culicidae
Gene: Osi14
Exons: 3
Coding region: 1074-1916 (280 amino acids)
Source: RefSeq, a predicted model, not a curated record
AUGUUCUUGUUAUUUGUUAUUUUUCUAUUGUUAUUUAUUGUGUUUUAUAUAUUGUUUUAAAGUUCAUUUGAUAGUUAUAUGUAAUCAAAUUAUGGAAAAAAUACACAUGAUCUUCAUCGUUUUAGGAUUGCAUUAUUAAACGUAAUAUAACUCUACCAGAUUAGUAGAUAAUGAUGACAACGCCCCAGUGCCAAUAUCUUCGGUACGGAUUGUUUUACCAUGAUUUCGAUCGCUCUCAUGUAAGCUUCUCCUUCACGCGCUCGUAUACUCGCGUUCGACUACAAUCGUUUGUCCCGCACCUGAUCUCCAAGUAUGGUAGCAUCUCAUUGUAGGUUCACUCUCUCUAUCACUCGUACUUUCUCCGUUUGUUCCACUUGUUAACGCUCUUUCUUUAGAGCUCCCCCAAGGGGAGCACCGGCCGUGCUUUUGGUUGAGCAUCGUCCCCAUCGCCGUGAGCUUUAGCGCUUUUUCGUGUAUGCGUAUACAGAUUCACCACCGGUUGUUCCGUCUCUUCGUAUCUCUUCCAGGCACGAUCACACGGAUCGUCGAUUCGCGGCCAAGCUCGGUUGGUGCUUUCCCGUUCGUGAGUAUUCCCGUUCCAUCUGUCGCUCUCUUUUCAAUCGCGUUGUUCGCUCGCGGAAAGCAUCCAACGAUUCGGAUGUAAAAAUUAUUUAACAUAAUAUCUGGGUAUUACAAUUUAUCAUCAUCUCGUUGUUUGAAGAAGCAAUCCGGAGAGCCUUGGGAGAGCUGGUGUCUCUGUGUGCACGAUCUCUCGCGCGUGUAUACGUGAGGGAGUGAUGUUCGGAGAUUUUACGUCUUGUCGGUUGCUAUAAAAAGGGGUUACAGCAUUCGGAUACCGGCACAAUUCAUUAACGAUCGUUGAAGUCAGACGAGCUGGUGUUUUACCAAGCGAAGUGAUCGAAGCACGGUAGUGGCAUUUCGAACGACAGAACCCCGAACGACCGCAGCAUCCCACGUGUGUGAGUGUGAGUGUGUGAGUGUACAAUCGAAAAAAAAACAGAACAAUUGUGAUUAAAGCAAGUCCCGUGCAAAGUUCCAGUGCAAGCAUUAGAAUGAAAGUGUUUAUCGCAAUCGCUGCCCUUCUGGCCGUGAGCAUGGCUGCUCCGGCACCCGCUACCGAGCAGACCGGAGCGUUCGGCAUGAUGGCCAAGUACUUCGGUUCCUGUCUGGAAAGCGAUGACAUGGGCACCUGCUUUGCCGUCAAGGGUAUUACCGCACUGAACAGGGCUGCCCGUGCCGCCAACAUUGAGCUGGCUCCUGGUGUCACUUUCGCAAGAGACCCAGCAGUUCCGGCUGAGCGCACUGGAAAGGCCAUCUCGGAGAAUGAGAUCGUCAGCACGCUGCCAGCUGAUUCGGAGCAAAAGACGGACGCCCUAUUCGACCUGGCCAUUGACUCUGCCAAGCGCCUGUUCAGCGCCCGCUCGAUCCAGUUCAAGCUGCCAGAGGAGACGACUGAGACGAUCGCCCGUUCGCUGGAGGAAGGUAGACUGCUGAAGAAAGGCAAGAAGCUGAAGAAGGUUCUCGGCCCGCUGGUUCUCGCUCUCGGUGGUAAGCUGUUUGCUCUGCUGCCACUGUUCCUCGGUGCCGUCGCUCUGCUCGCCGUGAAGGCGCUGCUCGUCUCGAAGGUAGCGUUCGUGAUGGCUGCCGUACUGGCCGCCCAGAAGUUCCUCGGUGGUGGUGGAGGAUCUCCGCUGAAUCUGCUCUCCAAGGUCGCUGGUGGUUCGUCGGGUGGUGUGGUUGGAGGUGGUGCAUCGGCCGGAGCUGGCGGAUGGUCGUCGGGAGCUAGUGCCGGUGGUUGGUCCAACACAGGAGCUGCCUCGGCUCAGUACCCGUACGCUCGCAGCUACGAUACCGCCCAGGAACUCGCCUACAGUGCACAGGCUCCUUCGCAGUAAGAUACUGUAAGGACAAGAUCGCUUCCGGAUCGAAGCUAAGAUCCGUCGGGACGAACUUGCAAAAAUAGCCGUUGAACUGUACCCGUGUAUGGUUCUGGAAAACGAUUUCUGUCUUCUUUCCUUCGUUGGUUCCCUUCGAACUCUUCUCCCUCGCCUGUACACACUGUCUAGUCUUCUGCGUAUGUCUCUCUCUCUCUCUGGAGCUGCCUUGAGGUGGCCGGAUGCCAAAACUCUUGCUCUAAUCAGCACUCGUCUGCAGCCGUUCGUAACCAACGAAAGCGGAGCAAACGACGGGCGGAUGGGGCGCAUCUUCAUUAUUUCCACCAGCGGCAAGUGCCCACCUUUUUCCAGUUUCUCCCUACCAAAAGCUUCCACCCAUCCACGCACAUACACUCAUUUCACACUUGGCACUUCGGCACGAAAUUGAGAGCGGACCCACGCAAAACCGCCCGGCCCGGAACCUCGAAUUCCGGAUGUCCGUUUAUGUAAAUACACCGACCAAAAGCCGAUCGAAGGUGAAUUGUUUGUGCAGUGGAUAAUUGGAUGUGUGGAUAUGGGUGUUUGGGUGGGAGUAGAUGUUAGCUUUCUCUUCUUCGCAUGGAUCCUUCGGCGAAUCGCUUUACGAGAUAUCUUCACUAGCACUAGCCAUCUUCACCGCACCCCUUCAUCAGCUCGGUCCCGCCCCGAGGUGGCUUGGAAUACAACCACCUCGAUGGAUCGCAGCCUCAUUCUUCAGUGCUUCUACAAACAUACAUACAUGAAGAAAAACGACGCUCACACAUACUCACAGCAACAACACAAACACAACAACUGCGCCAUUUCGGAACCGCACGCGAUCGUACCGCGAUCGGUGCGGCUCCAUUUGUCUUCUAACGUAAUAAUAUUUUUUUGUAGUGUUUAGUAAUUUAUUAUUACCGAUACCGCGGGUGUGUGAGCGGUGAAAUGAGAUCCAGGUCAGGUAGGAGAAAAAAAUUAAACCGAACAAGAACGUGUCCAGGGAUGUGUGCGUAGUGACGCAAAAGGUCCCGCCACGCUCGUAACCGAUUGGGUAGUUAAUUUAUUUUUAUUUAUGUAAUUAAAUUAUUAAAACAAAAGCAAAACAACUACACCGCGAAAUCAGAACACUUCAGCCGGGUACUUACGGUAUCCGCGCAUCCUACAAUCACACCGCAGCAGUAAUAGCAAUAGAGCAAACGGGCAAACAAGUUAACCAUUAACUGCUAGUAAUAUAUAGGAAGGAAAAUAUAGGGCCACUACGGGGUCCCACUCAGAGGGCAUGGAAUGAACAAUCCAUGGCUAACGGGUAUCGCAAAGUAAAUCAGGUACAAUAGGGAACAGACCGAAUUUUUGUUCAGCUCCUGUUAGAAGGUUUCAUACCACAAAUACACACACACAAGCAAUCUUUCAUAAGUGAACCGCAAAAGACUUUUGUCAGGAAAAUAGCAGCAAUAAAAAUAAAAACCGACUUAUUGAAAAGAAAAAACCACACACAUAGGAAAAAAAACCAAAUCCUGUUUGAAAGAAAACU